CAGGUCUAAUGAUGAUCAGAUCCGGCCUCGCCAGCGUCGUAGCCGGGGUGGUAUGGGGAGCCAGUCUCGGGGUUCUUCCAGCCAUGUUCAGGAUUCCGUUUCGCCCCACAGCUCAUACCAUACAUCUCCCUCUCCAUUACUCGCUCCUGCUGCUCCCGCUCCCGCUGCUGCACCCGCUCCUGGUCCCGCUGCUGCACCCGGUCCUCUGGGAGUGAUGAGGGUUGCGGAGUUGGUUCGACAGCCCGGUCGUGACCAUCUUCCCUAUCUCACUGAGUAUCCACAUGGACAUGGUCAAACAUGGUUCAACCGAUCCGGGAAUGGGAUCAGCGCAUGGAUCAACCGUAUGAUGUACUCGGCCCUCGACAGCGGACAUCCGACUUUCACUCACUUCCCUGGCCCCAUGGCUCCCCAUCCUAAAGUUGACGAUUAUAUCUACACGUUUGACUGA
Messenger RNA from Brassica rapa (field mustard), 448 nucleotides. RefSeq lists its product as uncharacterized. The record is from RefSeq and is a predicted model, not a curated record. NCBI's taxonomy places the organism in Eukaryota, Viridiplantae, Streptophyta, Magnoliopsida, Brassicales, Brassicaceae.